GAAUUUACUUUCUCGGAUUUUAUUUUUCAACUGUCCUCAUCAAAAUGGGUUUCUCAUUGUUAUUUUCAUUUGCUAUUGUCAUUGGAAUUUAUAGUUAUAAUUUUUCUGAGGCUAGGGAGCCUGUAUGUUCGAAAUUUGCAUAUGAAGAACAGCUUUUAGAGAAAAUGAUAAGAACUGAAAUUAAGGUAGAAACUAUGGUGAAUGAUAUAAAGAAAACUGAGGAUAAUGUCAUCAGUACAUUAGGUGACAUUAAACGAGCAGUUUCAGAUUUUACGGACAUGUUUGCAGACAUGAAGGAGAACAUAACCGAUGAAAUGUUAAAGAGAGGUGACGAGAUAAAAAGGAGAGAAGAAUCCUUCAAGAAAUUAUUUGAGGAGACAAGAACAAACCUCACGAGUGACAUGGAAGCUAAAAGAGAAGAACUUACUCAACUUCAAGGAAAACUUGAACGACUUCCGAUAGCUUUCCAUGCACAUCACGUGGCAGAUUUACUUCUUGAUAAAACAGACGAGAUUAUUAUAUUUACGAAAAGUGUGAUUAACGAGGGAACAGGCUACGACACUUCUAGUGGUCUUUUUACACCACCUGUUGGAGGACUGUACCAGUUUUUUGUGCAUACAUGUGUUUAUAAAGGAUACCAUGCUUUUAUUGGCAUUGUGUUAGAAGGUCAAGUUAUUGCAGCUGAUAUGAACUAUGAUAAUGAUCACUUCACAUGUAGUGCUUUCGGAGCAAUAGCGAGAGUAAAAUCAGGAGAAAAAGUUUGGGUCAAAUCAACAUCUUCAAGUUCUGACCGCCGGCUACAUCAAAACUCAUUGAGGAUGAACACAUUUAGUGGAGUACUUGUCGAUAACUGAAGGAAUAAAUCAUUCAACUUUUCCAUUUAUAUCUGAUUUUGUUUUACAAAUAUUCAUGUAUUUAUUAUCGGAAUCAUACACCGUAACUUAGUAUUUCCUUAUAAGGAAGUAAUCGGAAGUUAUGUUUUUGGCGGCAAUAGUGCACGAGUUUCUUGUAAUUAGUAAAGCGGGCAUUCGAGGUUUAUUUGUCAAGCCGUUUAGAUGUGAAAUUUCCGAAAAUAUUGAAAUAUUUUCGAUCAUAUUAUACAGAAAGUUAUGUAAAUGUUUCUUACAAUUGUUUUCUUUUUCAGGAGUAUGUACAGCUCAGAGCAAAGUAAACGUGUGUCUUUAUACGUAAAAAAAAAUAAAAAAAAAUAAUGGACUUUCAAAAUCGAUGAGGCAUAUUCAUUUAAUUCCGUUUUGAUUCAUUGUGAAUUAUUAUUCCGUUUGCAUAUAAUUAUGUACAUGAAAUGAGUUUAUUUCAGUGACAAAUUAUCUGUGGUUUUUUGUCUAUUUAUAAUUUUCAAAAUUCGUUUCCUUUUUCCAUUAUGACAAAAAAUUUUAAACCUCUAAAUUUGGGUUUUACGUUAGGUAGGUUCGAAGGAGCCGCUGGUCUUGAGCCUGUAUUAAUCCUUCAACAAUACCUCCCCCUCCCACGUUGGAGUUAGGGUUGGGUAUCCCGCUCGCAGCAACCUGACUUUUCGAACAUUUCCAAAAACUUCUGUUUUUACAAAACUCUAUUAUUCAGUUUUAUUGGAAAGUUUAUAUUUCUUUACUUUUACACGAAGUAUUUGGCAUUUUUAACAGAUGAAUUUGCUUAGUCAUAUAGAAGCUUUUUUGGACUUUUGUCUUAACAAAAAUUGAUAUGUAGAUCCAGAAUUUUGUUUUUGUUGGUUGGGAAAAUAAACGGUUAGUGGAGACGGCUUACAAAUACUCCCUCCAGCCUCUUUAAACUCUGUGUUGUGUUAUUUAUUUUUUCAAAGGUGUUUUAUUAAAGAAUGUAAAUGAUUUAUGCUCGUUUGAGUGUAAAGAAUUA
Molecule: messenger RNA, 1869 nt
Organism: Ruditapes philippinarum (Manila clam)
Lineage: Eukaryota; Metazoa; Mollusca; Bivalvia; Venerida; Veneridae
Product: heavy metal-binding protein HIP-like
Exons: 3
Coding region: 45-854 (269 amino acids)
Molecular function (GO): protein binding
Source: RefSeq, a predicted model, not a curated record